Messenger RNA from Lichtheimia ornata, 1002 nucleotides. RefSeq lists its product as uncharacterized. Gene Ontology annotation, cellular component: cilium. The record is from RefSeq and is a predicted model, not a curated record. Gene Ontology annotation, biological process: protein localization to cilium. Lineage: Eukaryota; Fungi; Mucoromycota; Mucoromycetes; Mucorales; Lichtheimiaceae. The transcript is spliced from 7 exons. The coding region runs from base 1 to 1002 and encodes 333 amino acids.
AUGAACGACGAUCGGCCCCAUGAUGUGACUCUCCAUCCUCAGCUUGAACAACGCCAUCUAGCAUACGGGCCUGAUUCAGCUUCUGAAGAUGACAAUGCCAAUGAAAAUGGAGCACCUGUUGCACCAGCCGCCGUAAACGAAGAUCCCCACAUGGUGCGAGUGACUCGACCAGUCCCACCACGCGAUUACGGACCACAACCACCACUAUUCAGCAUUGAAGAGCUUAUGAACCUUGCUUUUCGGCCGGCUGCAUUGAAUACCCGCAUAGCAUGUCGUAUAUGCCGCUACAGAGACGGCCUUGAUAAGCUCAAUCCACAAUAUCAGCUUUUGAUCGAGCAUAUUCCAUCAGGCGACUUACAUCAUGUCAUGACCGCUCGCAAAAAGCGCAAGAGCCAAACCAGCUAUUAUACAAUCACCGGCAUUGUCCAUGAUACACCACAAGGACCAGGUACACCUGUAGAGUUGGGCAAAGUAAGGUCCAACUUUUUAGGCACAACGUUUGUCAUAUAUUCGCAUGGAAGGAACCCCACAAGAAAGGAAAAUGAUCCAACAAAGAAUGAUUUGCCUGUGCGAGAAGAAUUGGGUGCUGUUCUUUAUGAUCCCAACAUUCUUGGCUUCAAGGGUCCUAGGAAAAUGACGAUCCUGAUGCAUACUCUGACGCGUGAUGGUAAACGACCUGAGUUUCGACCUACGUCGGAAUCGGAUACGCUUUUGAACAAGUAUCGUGAAGGUGGUGCUCGUGAUUUGCUGGUUCUUCACAAUAAGAGCCCCCAGUGGAAUGAAGAUACACAAUCCUUUGUAUUGAACUUUAGCGGGCGAGUGACACAAGCAUCUGUCAAAAACUUUCAAAUUGUGCAUGACAAUGAUUUGGAUUACAUCGUGAUGCAAUUUGGAAGAACGGGUCCUGAUCACUUUACGAUGGAUUUCAAGUACCCCAUGUGCCUUGUACAAGCAUUUGCCAUAGCUCUUACUUCAUUUGAUGCCAAACUUGCAUGUGAAUAA